This is a messenger RNA of Triplophysa dalaica, 8466 nucleotides long. RefSeq names its product EH domain binding protein 1-like 1b (gene ehbp1l1b). The transcript has 30 exons. Lineage: Eukaryota; Metazoa; Chordata; Actinopteri; Cypriniformes; Nemacheilidae. Bases 454 to 7845 code for a protein of 2463 amino acids. The record is from RefSeq and is a predicted model, not a curated record. Gene Ontology annotation, molecular function: protein binding.
UACACUCAUCCUGCAUGACAAACUGAAUGAUGAAACUGCAACAGCAAGCGAAUGAGAUACUACUUUACUCACUGGCAUCAGGACUAUAAUCACAUUUUCCAACAGCUGCUUUGUAAUACGGACACAAGACGUCAAUGGGAUACAUUUAGUUAUUUAAUCAUAUAUUAUUUUAGACCAAGGAAACUUAUUGCAAUGCAUAGAGAGACUGUUCUCAUCUAGUGUGUAACGUGAUGCAGUAGUUUCCGUAAAUGGUCCUUACUAGAUGGCGACAGUUCGGUGGUGCUGAAGCCGCACGAGGGCUGCUCGUACCUCACCCCAAACCGAUCUGAAAUCUGAAAAGACAUCUGAGGCGUUUUUACUUUUGUACUUUUGUCAAGUGACGGGACUGUACGACAAUACUGUCAUUUCCAUGCGCUCGACUUCAUUCGCGGAUACUGCGUUCUCUACAGAAGAAUGACUUCAGUGUGGAAAAGAUUGCAAAGAGUUGGCAAAAAAGCCACCAAAUUUCAGUUCGUGGCGUCGUAUCAAGAACUUGUUGUGGAAUGUACGAAGAAAUGGCAGCCAGACAAGCUGAGAGUGGUAUGGACAAGAAGGAACAGACGCAUUUGCUCCAAGCUUCAUGCAUGGCAGCCGGGUAUUAAGAAUCCAUACAGAGGAAUGGUUGUGUGGCCUGUACCUGAGAAUGUAGACAUUACUGUCACACUCUUCAGGGACCCACAUGCAGAUGAGUUUGAAGACAAAGACUGGACAUUUGUUAUUGAAAAUGAGACUGCAAAGGGUAGUCGGAAAGUUCUGGCAUCGGUUGAUUUGAACAUGAAGAAAUUUGCCAGUUUAACACACUCACAGACAGACCUCACGCUCAAAAUGAAGCCUCUGUCAGUCAAGGUGGUGGAGGUCACGCUAAAGCUCUCCUUAUCCUGCGUAUUUCUUAAGGAGGGCAAAGCUACGGACGAGGACAUGCAAAGUCUCGCCAGCUUGAUGAGUGUAAAACCAACAGAUAUCGGAAACCUAGAUGACUUUAACGAGAGUGAUGAAGAAGAGGAUAAAAGAAGUAGUACUGGCAUGCAUUUAAAUACUGCAGUUCAAGCAUCUCACCCUCUCCUUCGGUCAACACGUUCCCAAGAUAAAAGAUCUGCAUCUUUAAAGAGCCCUUCAACAAUAGUCAGUGGUAAGGAGAGGACUGCUGCUGGUAUCCUCUCAAGACCAGUGUCUGCCACUGUCUGUAACCCCGACCUACCAUCACGCCCACCAUUACCCACCCCGCCCAGCCCAUCCAUUCCCCGCACUGCGCCAUCACCCGCUCUCUCCAGACCGCCACCUCCACCGCCCCCUGCCCAGCCACAGGCCCCACCUGAAUCCCACACAGACCAUAAUGCUUCCGCUUUGUUCCCACCAGCUCUGCCCAAAAUCUUCCAUCCCUCCCCUGGCUCAGCUCCGGUGUCUUUUCCAAGAAGACUCUCAGGUUCCGAAGACCCCUUGGAGGGUCCCGUGACCUCUGACUGUCCUCUGCUCACACUCCCUCUGGCUUCUCCUUCUGAUCCCUUUCUCUCUCGCUCUUCCUCUCCCCCCACUGUGGUCCUAAUAGAUUCUUCUCGCAGCCAUUUAUUUAAGCCUAAGAUUGUCCAUAUGGCCCGACCCGUGUCCCCCACUCCUGUUGCCUGCCUCGAACAAACCUCUUUCCUUUGUCCUGCUACUGGAACAGUGCCAGUAUCUGGUCAGCUAAAUGAACAGAAGACGGGUGCUUCACCUGCUCCAUUCUGUGGCGCUCUUAAUGAACCUGUGACCACUGUUCCAUUGCUAAGCACACCAGAUCUUGAAGCUCUGUGCGGAACCUCCAGCCCCACUAAAUCGCUCAACAAGUCAUCUUCUUCCUCUUCUGCCCUCCUUUCUUACCUCAUCAGCAAAUCUCUACCUGCUUCUUCUACCCCAGUUAUUCUGUCAUCUUGCACCCCUGCUGUUGACCUGCAAGCUUCAGAUUCCCUCACAGCUUCCCCCUUCUGUUCACUUCCGCCUUCUCCUGCUCUCCCAGAGUUACCCAGGGAGCUCAAUACACUUACAGAGGAGGAUCAAACAAAUCCAUUUCUUCUGGAAUUAAUCACUGAAGGACCAAAGAACUCUGAGCCCAGCAUGGAGGAGCAUCGGUCACCUCGAACCGUCUGCAGCAUUAGCCUUGCUAAUCAACAACCUCAUGGCCCGGGGGCGGAGCCAACCAGAGCUGUCAGAAGUCUUGAGCCUGUUGCCAAACAAUCAGUUGAAGCACAGACUUUGGAAGCGUCUGAGGAACUUGACAUUGGGACUGUCCCACCUCCACACCCAUCCUUUACUCCAUCAAUACCCUCCACGUCGAUGCCUUUGGAAUCCACUUAUACAAAAGAUAAUCGGGAGGACAAUCUGCAAGAGUUUAUUGCAGAGAAACCCCCACUGGCUGAGGAAGAGCCAGAUUUCCAAGCGGAGGAUUUUGAUACGGUGUUCACAACCUCUCAGCCCAUUAAAGAUACAGUUGACAGGCAUCUUGGGAAAGAAACACUAGUUUCAAAAGAAAUUCAAGUCAUUAAAGCAGAACUUGGUCUUGAUAGUGAACUACCCAUGCAGACCAGCCUCAUUCAAACCUCAUCGAUGACUGAUAAUAACUUAGUAAAGCACCAAGAAAAAGCACAAGCAGAAUCAGCAGGGGAAGUUGAACAGGAAACAACCGGACAGAAUGUGGAGGAUGAUCUCCUUUGCGCGUACCUCAACAAGUCAGAUGAGGAUAAAAUUAUGAAACACUUUGCAUCGACUAUGGUUAUUCCAACAGAGCAAAAUAUCCCCAACAUUGAUCCCCAUCAACCAAGCACAGCGCCUCAACAGCAAGAACCUGAAGUUGAGAAAUGUUCUCCAUUGGAAAAGAAGCAGGUGGAAGAAAUCCCUGCAUCCAUGUGGGUGGAAGAAAUCCCUUUAUCCCAAAAUGAUAAUCUUGAAAAAAUUCUAGCCAUAGAGGAAAAUGUAACUGAAAUGGAUUUUACUCAGGAUGUCCCUCCAGCAUCUGAAGGACCCAGCACCAACAAGAUUAAGGACACUGCCCCUCUGGUUUUAGAUCUCUCUAAACAACAUCCUUCAAUUCAUUUCCAAAACCUGGAGUUCAAUAACUGUACCUCAGAACAAUCUACACCAGCUAGUGAACCCGAAGAAGAAGAGCCGAUGGUAGAUGAGUCUGACAGUUCAGCUUUAACACCGAAGAGUGCUGAGUCCAUCUCACUUGCCCAAGCAGAGGUUCCCAUCUGGAGUGCCUUGGAAGACAAUGUGAAAGAUCUGGAGAAUCAAGCCAGAGAUGAGGAAAUAUACAAGCACAAAACACCACAUGAAAGUCCAACAGAAGAAAAUGUAACCGAAGUGACCUCAACAAAGAAUUUAGAUGCAGGUGAAAACAAAGCAGAUAAUCAAAUCGACGAUGAGUUAAGACAACCGGAUCUCAUUUUAGAAGAUACCAUAUCCCAGCCAAGGCCUUCCAUUGAUCUUAAACCACUACCAACUGAAACUGUUGAGGAGAAGAAACACGAGGUUAACGUGAAAGUCAGCGUAGCGGUCCGCUUGAGACCUCAACUGCCUGAGAUCUCACCUGCUCCUAAGGACAACAGGACAUCACUGCAUCUGGAGGCUCUUACUCCACUGACCCCAAACCCGCCUCUGGACGUUGGGUCAGACGCAAAGGAUUUAAAGACACAAGGCACAUUUGAAACAGAGAAUCUCUUAUGGGUCACUUUAGAGGAGAAGACAAAACUGGAAGAGGAUGAAGAUGUUAGCACUGCAAAGACAAUGCCAAACAAAGGGAACUUGGAUGGGGGCCAAGUUGAACAGGAAACAUCAGAAACCAAGCAAGAGGAACCAGAAGAUUGUUCUGCCUCAUCUAUUUCACAACACAAACAAGAUCAAGAUGUUACCAGAGAAAUAGAACCUUCAACUGAAGAAGAGAAGAUCACUGUGAUUGAAAAGUCAAAUGAUGAGGUGAUGCUGCAAACUGACAGGGAGACUGUUUGGACCACUGAAGAUGAACAGAAAGCAGAAGAUGUUGGUCUGGAGACUGAAGGUGCCGCUUUAGGGGAAGAGACUGAACUUGGACUUGAGCUUGACGUAGGAACCGACACUAACUUAGAGGAACGCGUCUCCGAACAGGAAGAUGUUUCUGGAGGCAUUAUUAGGGGGAUUUUCGGUGUUCUGUACAAAGGUUAUGAGACCGUGGCUUGUAUACUUCAGCAACCAAGUUCAGCAGAAACAGAUGUACAAGACGAUGGACUUGUGGACAAUCUAGCUAAAAAUGGGGUGGAAAUUCUUCCGCCUGAGCCCUUUUGUGACACAAAAGAGUGUUCGUCUGACAGCGAUUCAAAAGAAGAUCUUAUUCAAGAUACAGAACCGAUACAAGACAUUAGUGAAAUAGAGCCUUUGGGUAUGAGCCUAGUGGACUGCCUGAAGCUUGCUGCCAGAGAAACUCAAAGCGGAGAAUACGUUGAUUUUGAUGCCGAGGGCAAGAGAAGCAACAUGAAUCAAUCCCAUAUCUUGACACCGUUAGGAGACGACAAACAUCGGAUGGAGGAAGUGAAGACUGAAUUUGAAUUUGAAGCAAACGAACAUGUGGUAUCACAGGUGGAGAAAGAUGAAGAUCAACUCAUAACCACACAGGGUAAUUUAACUUCUAAAGAAGAUAUCCAAAGCAUUAUUUAUGUGGAAAUAGAUCCUGUGCUGAAAGAAGUGGACUUUAAGGAAAUAGCAAUAGAUGAAAGUCCAGACAAAAACAAGUGUGAUGAGCGUCCGCCCAGUAAAACUGUCAGAGACCAAACGAACUCUGGCAAGACAAAAGCAGCAGAUUUAAUGCCUUUGGCACUGGAGGAGGCUAUACAGGAGGAGCUGGUAUUCGAAGUAGGUCAGGAAGACUUGGGGACGGUGUGGCUUGCCGAGCUGUAUAUGGAUGGAGGACUACAGGAACCCAUAUUAUCUCCAAUAUCACAAACAAGAGAAUUUACAGGCAUACAAAUACCGAAACCACCUCAGACUGCCUUGCCAACUGAACCACAACAAAACAUCAUAUCCAUGCAAACUUUCAAAAGCCCAAGCGAAGUUGUAAAGCUCUGUAAAGACAAGAGUAUGCAGUCAGCACCCCCAGUGCCUUUGCAGGAAGUCGGCCCUGAUGAUAUAAAUAAAGAUACUGUUUCCACAGCUGCUAACAGGCAUGCGGUUGCUCCACAAAGCACUGAAAAGGGAACAGCUCCUUUACAUUUACCCAAAAUGACAGCAACUGUGAACACGGAUGAGAUAUACGAGGAUGUUACAGAAGAGACGAGGGAAAGUAACAUCUCACCGUUUGAGGGCGCUGUUGCAGACAACGAGACUGAAACAAAUGAGACGGAAAAGGAGAGUUCUCCUGUCAUCGCCAUGGCAAUGGCUCCUUCAGAGAGCAUUCUUGCAACAGCCAUGGAGACACCUGAAGAUAUAAACAUCGAUGAGAUUGUUGUUUCCGGAAAGGACGUUUCCCCAAGGAGCUCAGUGGUUCCGUGGCCCCUCCCUUCUCCUAAAUUUGAAAGACAACAUGAGAUAGCAAAAGCCACGGAGGUCUUUAAAGAAACAGAAAGUUCUUGUCUAAAGGAUGACGAUCCGUCCGAGGAGAGCGCUCUUUUAGCAAAAUUCGUUGAAAUGGCAGAAGAGGACACCCCACAACCUCCACCUUCAGCUCCUGCUCAUCGUACAAAAAAACGUUUGAUACCCUGCGAGUCGGACUUUGACCUUCCUCCCUCUCCCCCUUUGCAACUGAAGACCACCAUUAAGUCAACCGAGCAUGAGAUACUGGCAGAUGUAGAUCAGGACGUUUGUAAAAAGACAGAGAUCUCUGGAGAUGAAGAGAUUUCUUCAGAGCAGAUCACAGUUACAUGCAAUGAGAAGACAGAUAACGUUCAGUCUCAGACUUCCUCAGUGUUACUUGAGAUCUGUAGGACUCCAGACGCUGGGUCAGAGGAUGGCCAAAAAGAACCAAAUGAUACAGAUGUUGUCAAUCUGUUGUCAAAUGUUCAAUCAAAUGAGCAUGAACAAAGUGAAACAUUGGAAUGUAUGACAGUGGAGUGCCAAGAUUCAGCAGAUGUUAUGCCUACAGAACAGAAGACUGAAAGUUUAAUCUCAGAAACAACAGGUGAACCUGAAAAAAUGGAAGAGACAGAAUUAAGUGUUGAUAAAAGUGAAGAAACUCAAAUUGAACAGGAGAGCCCAUCUCCAAUGCAAAAUAAAUUAUCUGAUUCACCUCAGAAAAAGGAAUCCCAUAUUAUAACCCCAGAGGCUAAAAGCGAGACUCCAUCUAAGCGCCCAGACCACGUGCAUGUGAACGGCCAGACCGCUGUAGAAACACCCAAAAAACUUGUGGCUCCAACGCGGAUCAAAAAGAAAAUUCCAGUCCCGAUGGACCUCACCGGAGUAAAGGCAAUAGAUGAAUCGAAUAAAGAUGGUUCAGCAGGAUUUGCUUGGGAAUUUGCCAAUCCACUGCCAAGUCCUGGUCUGGUGACCUCCAGUCUGUCUUUGUUGGAAUGGUGUCAGGAGAUCACUAAGAACUAUAAAGGAAUAAAAAUUACAAACUUCAGCACUUCCUGGCGUAACGGCAUGGGGUUCUGUGCUAUUCUGCAUCACUUCCACCCUGAACUAAUUGACUUUAAAGCAUUAGAGCCUCACAACAUAAAGCAAAACAACAAAAAAGCAUUCGAUGGUUUUGCAUCAUUGGGAAUCUCCCGUCUCCUGGAGCCUUCGGACAUGGUGCUCCUCUCCGUCCCAGAUCGAUUGAUCGUCAUGACGUACCUUUGCCAAAUCCGCACACACUUCACUGGGCAGGAUCUGAGCGUGCUGCAGAUUGAACAGAACAACAGUCAAUCCAGCUAUGCGGUGGCUGAACCCAACCAUGGGCCUGAUGCGCAUGUGGCAGCUAAAUUCUGUGCCGAUAGGCUGCAGGCUGGAGCUCUGUCUAGAGAGAGUAACAACAGGGAUCGGCAUGGAGAGGAUGAAACAGAAACUGUUGCAAAACCUAACGGAGGUCUUGUUCCUCCACCCCGCACUAAGCGUUCAGGAAGGAUGGAUGAGAAGAGUAGUAAGGAGGCAUCAGUGAGGGAUACUCCAGUGGCCCCUCCUCGGUCCGCGGCGGGUUCUAAAGGCUUGGCGCACCUACGGGACGCAGAUCUGGUCAAGAAGCGCCGUUCACGGUUAAGGAGCGAAUCCUUAGAUGAGAUUGAUUCAAAAGAGAUAGGUGAUGGUGAACCGACAGAUGAAGCAACAAAAGCUGCAAGAGAAAGUGAUGAACCCAACGAAGUAACCAAGGAUGGCAAACCAGCAGAGAAAGACACAAUGCGCCUGCAGGACACAAAUCAGUAUGUACUGAGUGAACUUCAAGCCCUGGAAACAGAACAGAAGCACAUAGACAGCAGAGCUGCCAUCGCAGAGAAGAGGCUCAGAAAACUCAUGGAGACGGGAAGUAAUAAAGAUGAAGAGGAGAAUCUGAUUCAGGAGUGGUUCACUUUGGUCAACAAGAAGAACGCUUUGAUCAGAAGACAAGACCAUCUGGAGCUGCUGUAUGAAGAGCAGGAUUUAGAAAGAAGAUUUGAACUGCUUAACAGAGAGCUCAGAGCUAUGAUGGCUAUCGAAGACUGGCAGAAGACACAGGCCCAGCAGCACAGAGAACAGUUAUUGCUGCAAGAGCUGGUUUCUCUUGUCAAUAAGCGUGAUGAGCUGGUCAGAGACAUGGAUGCCAAAGAAAGAGGGGCUGUGGAGGAGGACGAGAGACUGGAACGAGGUCUAGAAGAAAGAAGGAGAAAAUUCAGCAAUAGGGAAAAGUGUGUUCUUCAAUAAUGCACAAACUAGAAUGUAUAACAAAACUGUGGCUCACUGCUUCACACACUGCACACCGAGGACUACUUUUUGACUUUUAAAUCUUUAAAAACACCAGAAUAUUAGUGUGCCUUGUUUUAACUUUUCAAGACUUUUUGCUUGAAGAUUUCGUGGGAAAGGCUUUCACGUUCAUGAACAUGUGUCUUGUAUCAUUGACGAUCAUCAGUGAAGUUUUUUUUGUGAUUGUUAUAAAGUUUAUAUAAAGUUUUGUGUCUAAAUGUUUAUGUCGGUCAUUGUAUUCUAUUACCUGCAAAUUGUAUUAUCUGAUGUGGUUUAUCAGACAACAUCUGCUUAGGUGUCCAGUGUCUCCAAAUAAUUGUAUUCAUAUCCUUUUUGCAUUGCAGUGCCUUUAUUAAGGGUGUAAUACCUUAUGACAAUGGGCUUUUUAUAUAGCAAAGCCGUUCUUUAUUUUUAGUUUUAAAUCCAAAACUAACAAGAAUGAAAAUAUUUAUGGGUUGUUUUAUAGAUACACAAAAGGUAUUUUGUCUCUGUGUAGUCCUUUUGAUAUUUAAAGUGUUAUUCAUUCCUAUUUUAAGAUAUGGGAUGUUUAUUCAAUAAAAUUGAGGCUGUUUGAAGUGUUUA